AUUAACCACAGAAGAUAAUCCGCUAGAUAACAUUGAGCAUAUUGCAACAAGUCAAGACAUAAGUGUCUUAAGAUUACGCUAAAAUUAUAGUUCGCCCUUAAUUUAUACAAUUUAAGGGACUUCGAUAAAAAAUAUGUACACUAAUUAAAUGUUGUUUAAAGAAAGGACUUAAACUUAUUGAUUUUUGGUUUAAAUCACGAAUUAAAAAGGCAGCACUUAAUGUAAUUUAUAAUGUUAAUAGUAGUAAGAUAGGAACAGAAAGAUAUUUAUAAUAUCAGUUACUUAGUUUCGCUUUUGGAUAGGCUACUAUCAGAAAUGAACUCAAUCCACAAAAUGAUCUUAAGCACAUAAUUCAAACCAUAUCUUACUGACUAAACAAACCAGAAAGGCCCCCGCCACAGAUAUAAAACUAAUAAGUACUGCCGUCCGCCCAUUUGUAUCCAAAACCAUAUAUCAGGAGCGCUGCGGCGGAGGCGGUGUGUUCUGAAUAGCUAAGAUGAGGCCCUCUAAGUCUCGGGACAGCUCGCGGGGCAAGCCAAGGGCGGGCACCCGCGUAGGACAUUUUAAGUGCUGAGCCAAAAACAAUAGAGCAGUUUUCCGUAGGGACCUUACCUGGACGCAAACAAACCAGUUGGUCCGGUGCUGCACCCCCGCCAGGCAGCUGGGAGCUCUGAAGAACCUCUUGUUGUGGAUUACGUAGUUCUCGUUAGUCGUCGGAUCGGUGAACUCCCAGGGAUGAGUGACGUAGGUGUCCACGUUGAAAUAUGUGCGUGGCUGCAUCCGCACAUAAUGACGACGGAGGCCUUGGAAAUCGAUCCACCAGAUGUCUACCGGGCGCGACACGCUAUUUACGAAACGUAUGUAAAUAGCUUGCUCGGAAGCCGUCGAGCGCACCAUGACACGCUCGCCGCGUUCGUUCGUCUCGUAAAAGUGGUGAAUGUCUUCAUCGUUACCUGCCAUUUUAAAAUCUGGAUUCUGGACCACAAAUCGAUCAAUCAACACAUUGCCCUAAAUCACCUAUGAUGCAACUUCACGCAGACGUCCGCGUCCGAUGGUAUUAAAUAAUCAAUAAAAUUAUUGUCAUGCACACGUAUGUACGCCAAUAAAGUUUUUCAAAGUUUCCCGCCUUGUAUGUAAUGUUAGUUGUAAGCUGUUGGCAGCACCAAUUUACUUCCCGUCAACAUAGAGCAACGAUGGCUGUUUGUGUCGCAGUUAUUGGCAAAGAUAACUCCCCGUUAUACAUAGGCGGUAUCGGCAAUGAUUCCGGGUCAGACAACGAGCUAUCACGACAAUGGUUGGUCCACACCGCCCUUGAUGCAUUGGAGGAGCGUCUUACCACCAGCAGCAAUGGCGCUGCUGGCGCCAACGCGAAUGCAGCCCGCACUGAUAUGAGAGACCUGUAUUUGGGACUUUUGUACUCUACUGAUACGCAUAAAAUUUACGGCUAUGUGACCAACACGCGCAUCAAGCUGGUGCUUGUAACGAGCUCUACGUCACCCAGCGGCAGCAAUAUCCGCGACGCAGAAGUCCGCACAGCACUGCGACGACUGCACGCGUUGUAUGCCGACGCCAUUUGUAAUCCUUUCCAUCUACCAGGAGACCCCAUCUCUUCCCAGAAGUUCGACAAGCAAGUGAAGAAUUUAAUGCUGAACAACGUCUGAUUUAAAUUACAUACAUCAUUUUUGCCCGUUGUAUAAUUUAUAUGAUUAGUAAGCCAGAAAUAUCUAAACAACUUUAUCUGAAUUAUGUGAAUGCAUUGGGGGACAUGGAGGGUGAUAUGUGAUAAAUGAUAAUCUAGCUAUGCUUUACCAACACUACUGGCCCCGUCGUUAAAAUAAUGUUUUAUUUUAAUUUUAGUACUUUAAUUUAUAUUAUUAAAUGAUACCUACCGUU
Ostrinia furnacalis (Asian corn borer) is the source of this 1893-nucleotide messenger RNA. Its product is annotated as trafficking protein particle complex subunit 2-like protein. The transcript is spliced from 4 exons. The record is from RefSeq and is a predicted model, not a curated record. NCBI's taxonomy places the organism in Eukaryota, Metazoa, Arthropoda, Insecta, Lepidoptera, Crambidae. Bases 1137 to 1661 code for a protein of 174 amino acids. Gene Ontology annotation, biological process: endoplasmic reticulum to Golgi vesicle-mediated transport. Gene Ontology annotation, cellular component: TRAPP complex.